Messenger RNA from Xyrauchen texanus (razorback sucker), 2538 nucleotides. RefSeq names its product RNA binding motif protein 38 (gene rbm38). The transcript has 4 exons. Gene Ontology annotation, molecular function: RNA binding. Bases 296 to 997 code for a protein of 233 amino acids. Gene Ontology annotation, cellular component: cytosol. The record is from RefSeq and is a predicted model, not a curated record. Lineage: Eukaryota; Metazoa; Chordata; Actinopteri; Cypriniformes; Catostomidae.
AGGAAGGUGCGAGCGCUGGACGAGCGUUGAGCUCCUGUAAAUGCGCCGCAGCAGUUGUGAGACCAACAGUCACCUGCCGUCCGUCAUGGAGUUGUAGCGAGGUAUUUUAAGGCUCAUGACGGAGUGGAAAGGGAGCCACAGUUGCUUUUCUAAGCCAAAUGAAUAUUUACCUCUCUGCCUUAGCAAACAAUUUUAGAACGUCUUGAUAAUCGACGUACUUCGCUAUUUAUGCUUAUUUGUAUGUAUUUAUAACUCGCGUGUUUCGUAUCUCGAUUGCACUGAAUUGUACGCCUCGAUGCUUUUACAUCAGUUCGUGAAUGGGACGUUGGAAACGAUGUAUCCCAGCAUUCAGAAAGACACGACUUUCACGAAGAUAUUCGUCGGCGGUUUGCCGUAUCACACCACGGACGCGUCGCUUCGAAAAUACUUCGAGACUUUCGGCGACAUCGAUGAAGCCGUGGUGAUAACGGACCGACAGACGGGGAAAUCUAGAGGAUAUGGCUUUGUUACAAUGCAAGAUAAAAGUGCAGCUGAGAGUGUUUGUAAAGAUCCAAACCCUAUUAUUGAUGGACGGAAAGCUAACGUCAACCUGGCAUACCUCGGGGCCAAACCACGCAGCCCACUGACAGGAUACUCUAGUGGAGUACAGCAGGUUCACCCAGCUCUGAUCCAGAGGCAGUACGGGCUCAGCCAGCCAUAUGUUUACCCUCAGGCCUUCGUGCAGCCCAGUCUGGUUCUUCCGGCUCAGGUCACCUCCACCGCAACGAUCCCUUACCUUAACUUCAGUUCUGCCUACACCCAGUAUGCCUCCUCGGCUUUCGAGCAGUACCCCUAUGCCCCCUCAUCAGGCUUCCUGAGCUAUAUGUACCCUCCAGGCACCCCUGGCCCUUCCUCCACCAAUUCAACCCCCGUUCCCACCCCCCUCUCAGUCGGUGGUGCUCCCACUGCAACCUUCAUCCAACUCCCUCCUCAUCAGCUUCACACUGACCGCCUGUAGAACAGGGGCUGAAUGAGUAUGCUGAAAUUGCACUAGAACAUCAUCAUUAUGGGACAGGGAAUUGUGAGAUCAUCUGCCUGUGACCGGUGGGCUACAGAGUAUACACUGGGGUCUCAUUUAAAGGGCUUCAAGUUUUUCUUCUCUUUGUGAUCCCUCAAUUUAAAGACUUUUUCUCUGACAGGUUACUGUUGUUAUUAUAUAUAUAUAUAUAUAUUAAUUUUUUUUUUCGGUAUUGGUAGAAGAUUGUUAAAUAACCAAUAUUAGAUGAUUGAUGAGAGUAAAUUGUGAAUUGCAAGGAUUGUACAGCAGUUGGAUCAAGAGAAUUAUAAAAUUUCACAAGGUACAAUGAUGUGAAAUCAACUGCUUCAUUCAGUGGCCCCAAAACAUAUUUAGACUUAAGCAGCACUUAAAAAUGUAUGUAUGUCACUGCAAUAUACAGGGCUGUUUCUGAGCAUAUGGGGGCCCUAAGCAAAAUCCUACUUGGAGGAACCCACCAUCCCCAAACCCACCAACUUCAUACAUCCACUAAAAUCACCUUGACACAAGUUGAAUAAAAGUCUUUGUAAAAAUGACUCUUGAGUCAUUAACUUCUGAGAAUAUAUUUAAUGCAUUUUUAAGUGUUGCUCAUGUGCCCAAAUACUUUGUGGGUACACAGUAUAGUAGAAUGCCAGAUUCAUUGGAUGCAUUUUCUUUUGAGUGUGCUGAAUGGUGUUAUUUCACAAACAAACACUGCAAUGUGUACGAGAAAGGCGGCGAGUUUAUAAAACUGAAACCUCUGCAGGAAUAUCUGUUAAGCACAAUGUCUUGGAGUCUAUUUCCUAUUUUUUUUCUUUAUAGCUGUUUUUAUGAAACCAAUAUGCUUCCCUCCAGUUGACCAAAUUCAUGUGAAUAUUUUAACCAGACCUUUUCCCAAUAUAUUUUCUAGAAAUGUAGCAUUUCAAGAGGAUAUGUAAUUAAGUGCUUCUCUCUGUGUACUGCCUAUAUUUCUGUAGUUUCACUGUCCGUAAGAUUCCUUGCAAUCUUAAGUAGCUGUAGUUCCACAUAGAUUAUAAUGAUGUUAAUCCAGUAUCCAGCAAUACGCUGAUUUGAGUCACCGUAGUAUGCUUGUGAUUAUAAAUACGAGGAAAUGGACAUUUGAAAAAUUGAGUAUUAAUAAUUUUCUGAUUCAUUCUCAGCCUUGAUGCUUUUAGAUCAUGUUUAGGCCUAUACUUUAUAUACUAAAAGGACAAAAGAAAGAGUAUUGUGUUGUUUAAAUGAAAAAUGUCAGUGUAAACUCUGUAGGUGGUUGCUUUGGUAUUGCUCCACAAAUGACACUACAGGACAAAAUGUCAGCAGGAACAUACAGGAAGACAUGAGUCCGUCUUGAUUGAGUUCGGACAGCAACCAAGAGGACAUAUCAACGGACAAUCUGUUUGUUUUGACAAGAAAAGUGUUGUUUUUAAUCUGCCCUGAGAACAUUUCAAUAACUCUGAAUAUGAAAAUAUCUUCAAUGAAAGCCAUAAGACCAGAACAUGCAUAAGAUGUAAUAAAUACAUUUUAAA